Messenger RNA from Closterium sp. Naga37s-1, 372 nucleotides. The record is from the annotation of a GenBank genome assembly. Lineage: Eukaryota; Viridiplantae; Streptophyta; Zygnematophyceae; Desmidiales; Closteriaceae.
AUGGUUGUUCUUCCUUGUGCAGCUUCUCUUGCCUCAGUUGCCCCUCCUCCGACUCAAGUUGCUGCACUGGUUCUGCUCCCCCCGCUGCCUCCCCCACUGCCUCCCCCACUGCCUCCCCCGCUGCCUCCCCCACUGCCUCCCCCACUCCCUCCCCCACUUUCCCCUCCGCUCCUCCCCCAACCGCCACUGCCUGUAACCCCUUUCAUCCUACACUUUCUUGCCCGCUCUUCCCUCCGCUCCUCGCACCGUCAUCGCUCUCCCCCUCCUCUCCUUGUACCCUCCCCACCGCCUCGGCACCAGCAGCGGGAAGAGAUGUUGCUGAGAGAAGGGAGAAAGGGGUGCGCAGGGGGUGGAGUGUGGUUGGACGGGUGA